Molecule: messenger RNA, 351 nt
Organism: Oppiella nova
Lineage: Eukaryota; Metazoa; Arthropoda; Arachnida; Sarcoptiformes; Oppiidae
Source: the annotation of a GenBank genome assembly
CUGACAGACAUAAGCGGCAAUAGUUUUGUGGAGAGUCUGUGCGCGCCUCCAGAGGCGGAUCCAUCGGUCGAAAGCAAUCGAUACAUACGAACCAUAGCUGAGGAUAAAAUUCUGGGCAUUUAUGACGCGGAGACCACCGCUGAUGACAAAGAUAGUGCUCUCAAGGAUGAAGUGCUUCAGUUCGCCACCAAUUGUCCCAAUUGUUCGGCGCCCGCCUUCACUAACAUGAAAGUCACGCAGAUCCCACACUUCAAGGAAGUGGUAAUAAUGGCCACCAAUUGUGACUCCUGUGGCCAUAAGACCAAUGAAGUGAAGCCCGGCUCCGGUAUUGAGGAGAAAGGCAUACGAAUA